AUGAAUCUUAGUAUAUUAGAUCUUGGUGAUGAUAUUUUAGUAUCACAAAUUCCAAAAUAUUUAACUCCUGAAGAAAUCUUUAAUUUUUCAAUUAUUAAUAAAUCAAUAUAUCAAUUAUAUUAUCAUUCACAACUUUCAUCAUUAUUAUUUCAAAUUUUAUAUAAUAAGAAAUUCACAAAUAAUGAGAAUAAUUAUACAUUGAGUUUGAAGGAUAAACUCAAUUGGAAACAAUUAUUUGAAUUACGUUGUAAUCCAAAACAAAAGGUUUAUACUUGGGGAUCACCAAGUGGCGGAAGAUUAGGUUAUUUAAUUAGUCGAGUUGAUCAAUAUAGAACUAGGAGAAUCAAUGAAGGAGGUCACCAUCAAUGGUCAGUAAAUAUGCCUUGUAAUAUCCAUGAAUUCAAUGAUCAUAUAAUUGUGGAUAUUGUAGCAAAUGGUUACAGUUUUAUUAUAUUGACCAAUUCUGGGGAAAUGUGGUUUACUGGAGUCGACUGGAAACAACCUCAUCACACAACAGGAGCAACUCCAGGUCCAAUCCAUCAACAAGAUUAUAGACCCAAUCCAGGAGCAUUGGCAUUGGAAUCAUUAAAUAACCAGAAUGGUAGAACUUUAGGUUCUCGAAGAUCUUUAAGAUUAGGUGGUAUGAGAGGAGUCAUGCCAAUGCCAUUUACUAGACAUGAUCCAAAUGAAGAAGGAAAUCAAGACGAAGAAGAAGAAACGACGACAGCAACGACUCCACCUCAUGCACCCACUGGUUCCCCUGUCCCAGGCUCAAGAAGAAGAUUGCAACCUACUGAAUCUUCUGAAGAUGAAGAAGUUCCAGAAUUUUAUCAUCCUCCAUCAAAGAUAAAAGAAACCAAUUUUCUUUCAAGAUUAUUCUUACCACCCAGAAAUAAUUGGAAAUCAAGAAAGGUUAUUUCCUUAAGUACUGGAAGAGAACAUAUAAUUGCAUUGGACAAUUUCAACCAUAUAUAUUCCUGGGAUACUGGAUGUUGUACCAAUAUUGGGAUUCGUAUCAGAUUUCCUGGAAUCCCUGACGACUCAUUUGUUGUCAAAAUAGUUGCAGGAUGGAAUUUGUCAUGUUGUUUAAUUGUGGGAAUAGGUUUAGUGGUUUGGUAUUCGAGGGAACCUUUAUCACAAGCACAAUUUGAAAGGCAUGAAUUUGAAUCUGAUGCUAAAUAUAUUGUUAUACCGUUCACCAAGGAUGAUAUCGUUGAUUUCACCGUAGGUGCCGAUUGUAUAAUUUAUAUUAAGAGAUCAGAUGGAAAAUUAUAUCAAUUUAAGUUUAAUGCUCAUGAUUUUGCAACUAGAAACACCCCAAUUAAUCCAGAUGAAAUAACCAAUUGUAUUCAACCAAUGAGCAAUUUUAAUAAUUGGAAAUCUAAUAUUGAACAACAAGGUGCAGAGAAUGUGAGGUUUACCAAGUUGAACAGUUGUUACACAAAUUUUGCUGUAUUCACCAAUCAUGAUCACGUUUUGAUAGGUUCACGUAAACAUUUGGUUCAUUAUGAAGAACAAAGACAAAACGGAGAAGACGAGGCAGAAGGAAGAUCCCCAAUAAUCAUGGAUGAAUUACAGGGGAAGAAUAUCAAAACUUUGGAAAUUGGAGAUUACCACUAUUUGGCAUUAACUAAUGAUGGUGAUAUUCUAAGCUGGGGUCGAGAAUCAAGCGGAUGCGGAUGUUUAGGAUUGGGAUCGGAAGAUGAUGUGGUGAGGGACCACCCCGAGGAAGCCGUAUUAGAUGAUUAUCAUAGUUUGCAAGCAAUCAAACCAUUGAAAGUGAAAAAUCCUCCUUAUCCUGGUAAAUGGGUUUCAAUUGCUGCUAGUGGAUGGCAUUCUGGUGGAAUCUACGUUCCUAUUGAAGAUACCGUAUAG
Molecule: messenger RNA, 1875 nt
Organism: Hemisphaericaspora subhashii
Lineage: Eukaryota; Fungi; Ascomycota; Pichiomycetes; Serinales; Debaryomycetaceae
Product: SCF ubiquitin ligase complex subunit
Exons: 1
Coding region: 1-1875 (624 amino acids)
Cellular component (GO): cytoplasm
Molecular function (GO): guanyl-nucleotide exchange factor activity
Source: RefSeq, a predicted model, not a curated record